This is a messenger RNA of Coregonus clupeaformis (lake whitefish), 2294 nucleotides long. Its product is annotated as podocalyxin-like protein 2. The record is from RefSeq and is a predicted model, not a curated record. Lineage: Eukaryota; Metazoa; Chordata; Actinopteri; Salmoniformes; Salmonidae. Bases 206 to 2023 code for a protein of 605 amino acids. The transcript has 9 exons.
GCGAGCCUGUCUCCACGCACACAGCGCUCAGAGAGAUGCAGAUAAUCGUGAACCGGAGCUUCCAAGUUCAGACGCUUAUCACGCGUAGCGCUCCUCCUAACCAGCCAGACAAUAUGCGAUGACUUGCGUUCUCUCUGCCCGCUACAGCUGAAAAACAACGAUUAAUAACAAUUCUGAAUAGUCUGGAAUUGUUUUCGCUGCAGUCAUGGCAGGCCUGCUUCCCCCGCUUUUAUUCGGCUCCACACUGUUGUUCCUGCUGUCAUGUGACGCCCUGCUGAGUGAUGGGCCACCCACCCUGCUGUCCACCUCCCAGCCCUCCCAGCCCUCCCAGCCCUCUCCUCUGUCCCUCACCAACCUGGACCAGGAUGUGGAGGAGCAGCCUGAGAUGAUGACAGUUCCAGGCCCCACAGUACCAGGCCUAACGUCCCAGGGACAGGAGAUGUCCUCAGGGUUCUUCAGUGAGGACAACAAGCCUCUCCAGUCCUCUGUUCAUCUCUGGGAUGAUAUCAGAGACCAAGUCAACAUCACUGGUCUGGACUCCCUCAGAGGUUACAGUCAGACCCUCUCCCAGUCCUCCACCUCUGCUAUGGAGGAACCCAGACAGGGGAACCACACCUCUCCCUUCAUGGAUGCGGUGGAGAACGUGGAGCGGUUGGAGCGAGAGUCCAGCGGGGAGAUGGAGAGAGAGUCCAGCGGCCUCCCCCUGGAGCCUGGCUACGACCAGAGCCAGACCCUGCCUGCCACCACCACCACCACCCCUGCUGCUGACCCUCUGGCUCCUGUAGACUCAACCACCUUAGACCCACAAUAUGUCCCAGUGCACGGGGGUUCAGAAUCAACUCCUGAAGACACAUUGGAGGUAGAGGUAGCAGAGGAGGAGGAGGAGGAGGAGGAGAGGGAGAGUCCCAGCCCUGAGGCUGACGCCUCCACCUCCAGACCAACCCUCCCAGAGGUGGGUGUCUUCCCCAGCCUUGGGCCUCUCCAGCCGGACAACACCCAUACAGAAAACCAGGAGGAGGGGGUGGAGGGAGAGGAAGAGGAGGCGGUGGUCCUUGGAGGACCUAAGAGUGACUCAGGAAGAGGGGGGAGAGGAGGAGAGAUCUCUCCCCUGACCACAGUCCCCUUGGCAUCUCUGGCGCCCAAGGUCGACUUCACGGAGGACUCCUGGGACCGUCUGGAGGACGAGGAGGUGUUUGCUGGGAAGGAGAUCCAGGAGGAAGAGAGGCAGGAGCAGGAGAGGAGGCAGGAGGAGGAGGAGCAAGAGGUCAGGCACGGAGGAACAGAGCUGUUAACAGAGGCAGAUCUCCUCCACGGUGCACACUUCUCACAGGAGAUACAGCAGGUGAUCUGUGUGGACUGGAGCGAUCUGGCUGGGAAGGGUUACGUCAUCCUCGACAUGUCAGACAACGUUGACUGUGAUGAGUUCCGUGUGGAGAGUGGAGACCGGCUCUUGGAGCUGCUAGAGACAGCCUUCUCUAGGAAGAUGAACAGUCCUCAGGGCUCCUGGCUCAUCUCUCUCUCUAAACCCACCAGACAGGACCACCAGCUGCUCAUCACGCUGGCCAGCGAACACGGAGUUAUUGCCACCAAGGACAUGCUGUCAAUGUUAGGAGAAAUCAGGAGAGGUCUACACGAGAUCGGUAUCCAGAACUACAGCAGCGCUAGCACCUGUCACUCCAGACCCAGUCAGACGCGUAGUGACUACGGGAAGCUGUUCGUGGUCCUGGUGAUCAUAGGUUCUGUCUGUGUGGUCAUCAUCGCCUCUGGUCUCAUCUAUAUCUGCUGGCAGAGACGCCUGCGUAAGCUGAAGACUAGGACUCGAGGCGAGGAAUUCAAUUUUGUGGAGAACGGCUGCCAUGACAACCCUACCCUGGACAUGACGAGUGAUGGGGGGCAGCCGGAGAUGCAGGAGAAGAAACAUCACCACACCAACGGACUGACGGCUGGGUCUGGGGGGGAGGGAGGGAGCAGUGGCUGGCAGGUCAACAAACCUAGAGGGAAGGAAGAGGACACACACCUUUAGUAGAGAGAAGAGGAGGAGUGGAGGGGAAAAGGUAGCCUGGAUCCAGAUCUGUUUGUGCUGUCUUGCCAACUUCUAUGGUCACUGUCACAUUUGGCGUGGCAAGACAGCACAAACAGAUCUGGGAGUCGGACUAGGCUAGAAAGAUAACUCACGAUGAAGAAGCAAAACAUCAGUGUUGUGAAACUUGUGAAUGCACAGGCAAAAAUAUAAACGCAACAUGUAAAGUGUUGGUCCCAUGUUUCAUGUGCUGAAAUAUAAGAUGCCAGAAAUG